AUGGCCCGUGGCAACCAGCGCGACAAGGCUCGCGAGAAGAACCAAAAGGCCGAAGCCGCGAAGAAGUCGGGAAACCAGAUGUCGGGUACCGCGAUGCAGAAGAACAAGGAGGAUGUGGCCGCCAUCAUGCGCCAAAAGCAGGCAGCCGCGGAGGCGAAGAAGGCGGCUGAGCUGAAGAAGUAG
Messenger RNA from Anthostomella pinea, 183 nucleotides. The record is from the annotation of a GenBank genome assembly. NCBI's taxonomy places the organism in Eukaryota, Fungi, Ascomycota, Sordariomycetes, Xylariales, Xylariaceae.